Messenger RNA from Lytechinus variegatus (green sea urchin), 1045 nucleotides. Its product is annotated as U-scoloptoxin(05)-Cw1a-like. The transcript has 3 exons. The coding region runs from base 427 to 855 and encodes 142 amino acids. The record is from RefSeq and is a predicted model, not a curated record. Lineage: Eukaryota; Metazoa; Echinodermata; Echinoidea; Temnopleuroida; Toxopneustidae.
AGGGGCUUUGCACGUCGUAUUAUACUAUGCCCUUUAUGCGGGCUGUUAGAAAUACUAUCCAACAUCCAGCGUUCUUAAACCAAAGUCGUUUAAUUGGAUUGUUUCCCUAAAGUUCAUCUUGAAUAAGUGUUAACUGGACAUCAUUUUAAACAUACGGAGCUAAAAUCAUUCAUCACACCGAUAGGAUUUUGCCUGGAAUAUAUAAUGCUGUUCUCCAUGUACUAUUGUGGACAUAACAAGUAAAGGUGUUAGUUUGUGAAUGUUUUUUAUGUAAUGGAAAUAUUGCGACCUCGCGAAUGUGGACACAGCAUUGUGAAGACAUUCUGAGAAUCAUUUUAUUCCAAGAGUGCAUUUACCAUUCGAUGGUAGGGUAUUCCGUUAACUAUUUGGCACGACUGAUUGAUGAUUUCUAUAACAUAACCCAACAUGGCUAUUUUCAGCUAUAUUGUCUUUUAUGGAUUAUUCAUUUUUAUACAAGCAAAUGUGUCUGAAGGUGUUGAGUGCUACCAAUGUUCACAUGUAAACGGCACAGGAUCACCAGACUGCAUCGAGCCAUUCCCAAACCCGGUCCCUCUCACUAAUAUAACCGUGGUUGAAUGUGAAAAGUAUUGCAUUAAAUCCGUCACCAUGGAAACAGUUUCGAAUCCGACGGGCGGAACUGCGAAAGAGUUCUACGCCUCAUCCAGGACGUGUGGAUCGCAGUGCAUAGAAGCGUGCUACAGGGCUGCACCGGGCCGGGCCAGAGAGACCUGCACGUACUGCUGCGAGGGAGAACUCUGUAAUACUGCCAACACUGUUUCUCAAAGCCUGGCAUUGUUACCGAUCCUGCUGACAUUUGUAUUGAAGCUUUUUUAGAAAGUCCCAUUCUAUGUUAUACCGAGGUUUAGCGAGGUUUUUUUUCCUGACUGCCAAGAAAGUACGAAUGCCUGUGAGCAAGCAACCAGAGAACCGACGACUUAAAGUCCUUUCCGAGGGACCUGGUAAUGAGGAUAAAUGCCUCACCAAAGGGCACUAGCGCACCACUUAGGAAUCGAACCCGGGCCAA